Coregonus sp. 'balchen' is the source of this 11372-nucleotide messenger RNA. Lineage: Eukaryota; Metazoa; Chordata; Actinopteri; Salmoniformes; Salmonidae. The record is from the annotation of a GenBank genome assembly.
AUAGGCGAGAAGCGGCCCUCCUCGGAGAUGACGAAGCCCAAGCCCAAACCGCAGAAGAAGAAGAAGAAAAAGGACCCCAACGAGCCGUCGAAGCCUGUGUCAGCCUAUGCCCUCUUCUUCAGGGACACCCAGGCGGCCAUCAAGGGCGCCAACCCCAACGCCACCUUCGGGGAUGUGUCCAAGAUCGUGGCCUCCAUGUGGGACAGCCUGGGGGAGGAGCAGAAACAGGUACACACACACACAUUGCUGAGUUUCCAGCAGAUGGAGCAAGUGCACUAGCAGACAAUCAAAGCCCUUGUCUGUGCAGUAAUUACCAGAGCACAGUGCACAGAGAUAGAACUCACCUUAAUGAGCUAGUUCUGCUCUUUUCUAAAGAUAUUCAAUCUGUUUAUCCCUGGUCCCUUGACUCUCAUUAAAAUGAUUGUAUUUAUUUAAAAAAUAUUUGAGCCAAAGAGGAAACACGAGAAGAGCCUCCAUGUGUUGCAGCAACAGUAGAAAAUGUAUUGAUGUAGUCGAAUGAAGUUAGACAUUUUACAGACAAACCUGUUUUUGACAGACAAAACACCCACUGCAAUGGUGUACCUCCUUCUAACUGUCCUGACAGCAGCUGAUACAGAGCAGAGCCAAUCAUGUGAGUUCUAAUCUAGAGUGGAAUAUUAUGUUUCCCCUGUAUUGUAUUUUAGAGCAGUGUGCUAACAAAGUCACCUGAAGCGACACCCACAGCAGUUGUUGUCAUCUGUAUUUUCAAUUGGAAGCAGUUGAAGCUACAUUUUAUUACGUAAGAUACAAAGAUAAGAGGGAUGGGGGCCAUUUUCAAGUCUUGCCAUAGCUUUAAAGUCGAUUUAAGUCAACACUGUAACUAGGUCACUCAUGAACAUUCAAUGUCAUCUUGGUAAGCAACUCCAGUGUAUAUUUUACCUUGUGUUUUAGGUUAUUGUCCUGUUGAAAGAUGAAUUUUUCUCCCAGAGUUUGUUGGAAAGCAGACUGAUCCAGGUUUUCCUCUAGGAUUUUGACUGUGCUUAGCUCUAUUCCGUUUCUUUUUAUCCUAAAAAAUACCCUGGUCCUUGCCGAUGACAAGCAUACCCAUAACAUGAUGCAACCACGCCAUGCUUGAAAAUAUGAAGAGUGGUACUCAGUGAUGUGUUGUGUUGGAUUUGCCCCAAGCAUGACGCUUUGUAUUCAGGACAUAAAGUUAAUUUCCAUUACCAUUUUUUUUGCAGUUUUACUUUAGUGCCUUAUUGCAAACAAGAUGCAUGUAUUGGAAUAUUUUUAUUCUGUACAGGCUUUCUUCUUUUCACUCUGUCAUAUAGGUUAGUAAUGUGGAGUAAUUACAAUGUUAUUGAUCCAUCCUCAGUGACUGGGUGUAUUGAUACACCAUCCAAAGUGUAAUUAAUAUCUUCAGCAUGCUUAAAGGGAUAUUCAAUGUCAGCUUUAAAAUAUAUAUAUGUAUCUACCAAUAGGUGCCCUUCUUUGCGAGGCAUUGGAAAACCUCCAUGAAAUUUGUGGUUAAAUCUGUGUUUGAAAUUCCUUACAGAUAAUUAUAUGUGUGGAGUACAGAGAUUAGGUAGUCAUUCAAAAGUCACGUUAACCCCCUAGAGUCGAUGUCUGCGCCCCCGUGGAAAUCAAUUAGCAUAAUAAAAAAAAUAUCAUAAAUAUCUGGCAGAUUAAGAUGGAGAUCUGUUUUUUUGCAUUGGAUGGGUCUCAAUCCCCCGCAUCCACCGAUGUCGCACUUCCGCCUCUGCGGUGAAAGGUGAUAGAGCUAGAGCAGUGUUUGUAAGACCAUGAGACAUCCCGAAAAUCGGUCUUCUCACAAAAUUGGCCUACAAACUAUUAUGACCCUAUGGAAAGAUGAGACUCUCACGAACACAAUGGUGUUCUCCAUUUUGCUACGACCCCCACAAGCAUCUUGGGACUCGUCUGAAGUUGAUACAGCCGAUCUGCCAACUCCUGUCUGUAGCAUCCGAACAGUUUGGCUUACACACUAAUAUGACCCCUCUGUGAAAAGUUGAGACUCUCACAAACACGGAGAUGUCGUUUUGCUCUAGGACGCCCACAGGCCUCACAAGACUUGUCUGAAGGUCCCCCAUUACCUGUUGAAAUAAUGAAUGGAAGUACAGUAUACAGUACAUUCGGAAAGUAUUCAGACCCCUUGACUUUGUCCACAUUUUGUUACGUUACAGCCUUAUUCUAAAAUUGAUAGGAAAAUAUCAAUCUACACACAAUACCCCAUAAUGACAAAGUGAAAACAGGUUUUUAUAAAGUUUUGCACAUUUAUACAAAAUAAAAAACAGAAAUACCUUAUUUACAUAAGUAUUUAGACCCUUUGCUAUGAGACUCGAAAUUGAGCUCAGGUGCAUCCUGUUUCCAUUGAUCAUCCUUGAGAUCUUUCUUCUUCCACCUGUGGUAAAUUCAAUUGAUUGGACAUGAUUUGGAAAGGCACACACCUGUCUAUAUAAGGUCCCACAGUUGACAGUGCAUGUCAGAGCAAAAACCAAGCCAGGAUGUCGAAGGAAUUGUCCGUAGAGCUCCGAGACAGGAUUGUGUCGAGGAACAGAUCUGGGGAGGGUACCAAAAAAUGUCUGCAGCAUUGAAGGUCCCCAAGAACACAGUGCCCACCAUCAUUCUUAAAUGGAAGAAGUUUGGAACCACCAAGCCUCUUCCUAGAACUGGCCGCCCAGCCAAACUGAGCAAACGGGGGAGAAGGGCCUUGGUCAGGGAGGCAACCAAGAACCCGAUGAUCACUCUGACAGAUCUCCAGAGUUCCUCUGUGGAGAUGGGAGAACCUUCCAGAAGGACAACCAUCUCUGCAGCAUUCCACCAAUCAGGCCUUUAUGGUAGAGUGGCCAGACGGAAGCAACUCCUCAGUAAAGGGCACAUGACAGCCCGCUUGGAGUUUGCCAUGAGAAACAAGAUUAUCUGGUCUGAUGAAACCAAGAUUAAACUCUUUGGCCUGAAUGCCAAGUGUCUGGAGGAAACCUGGCACCAACCCUACGGUGAAGCAUGGUGAUGGCAGCAUCAUGCUGUGGGGAUGUUUUUCAGCGGCAGGGACUGGGAGACUAGUCAGGAUUGAGGGAAAGCUGAACAGAGCAAAGUACAGAGAGAUCCUUGAUGAAAACCUGCUCCAGAGCCCUCAGGACCUCGGACUGGUACGAAGGUUCACCUUCCAACAGGACAGCGACACUAAGCACACAGCCAAGACAACACAGGAGUGGCUUCGGGACAAGUCUCUGAAUGUCCUUGAGUGGCCCAGCCAGAGCCCGGACUUGAACCCGAUCAAACAUCUCUGGAGAGACCUGAAAAUUGCUGUCAGCAACGUUCCCCAUCCAACCUGACAGAGCUUGAGAGGAUGUGCAGAGAAGAAUGGGAGAAAAUCCCCCAAUACAGGUGUGCUUGUAGCUUCAUAUCCAAGAAGACUCGAGGCUGUAAUCGCUGCCAAAGGGGCUUCAACAAAGUACUGAGUAAACGGUCUGAAUACUUACAGUAUCAGUCAAAAGUUUGGACAAACCUACUCAUUCCAGGGUUUUUCUUUAUUUUUACUAUUUUCUACAUUGUAGAAUAAUAAUGAAGACAUCAAAACUAUGAAAUAACACAUAUGGAAUCAUGUAGUAACCAAAAAAGUGUUAAACAAAUGAAAAUAUAUUUUAUAUUUGAGGUUAUUUUCCUUGACAGCUUUGCACACUCUUGGCAUUCUCUCAACCAGCUUCAUGAGGAAUGCUUUUCCAACAGUCUUGAAGGAGUUCCCACACUCUGUGGUCCAUCUCAUCCCAAACCAUCUCAAUUGGGUUGAGGUCGGGUGCUUAUGGAGGCCAGGUCAUUUGAUGCAGCACUCCAUCACUCUCCUUCUUGGUCAAAUAGCCCUUACACAGCCUGGAGGUGUGUGGGUCAUUUUCCUGUUGAAAAACAAAUUAUAGUCCCACUAAGCCCAAACCAAAUGGGAAGGCGUAUCACUGCAGAAUGCUGUGGUAGCCAUGCUGUUUAAGUGUGCCUUGAAUUCUAAAUAAAUCACAGACAGUGUCACCAGCAAAGCACCCCCACACCAUCACACCUCCUCCUCCAUGCUUCACGGUGGGAACCACACAUGCGGACAUCAUCUGUUCACCUACUCUGCUUCUCACAAAGACACAGCGGUUGGAACCAAAAAUCUCAAAUUUGGACUCAUCAGACCAAAGGACAGAUUUCCACCGGUCUAAUGUCCAUUGCCCAUUGCUCAAGUCUCUUCUUCUUAUUAGUGGCCUUUAGUAGUGUUUUCAUUUUAGCAAUUUGACCGUGAAGGCCUGAUUCACGCAGUCACCUCUGACCAGUUGAUGUUGAGAUAUGUCUGUUAAUUGAACUCUGUGAAGCAUUUAUUUUCUAAUGAACUUAUCCUCUGCAGCAGAGGUAACUCUGGGUCUUCCUUUCCUGUGGCGGUCCCCAUGAGAGCCAGUUUCAUCAUAGCGCUUGGUGUUUUUUGCGACUGCACUUGAAGAAACUUUCAAAGUUCUUGAAAUGUUCCGUAUUGACUGACCUUCAUUUCUUAAAGUAACGAUGGACUGUCGUUUCUCUUUGCUUAUUUGAGCUGUUCUUGCCAUAAUAUGGACUUGGUCUUUUACCAAAUAGGGCUAUCUUCUGUAUACCACCCCUACCUUGUCACAACACAACUGAUUGGCUAAAAUGCAUUAAGAAGGAAAGAAAUUCCACAAAUUAACUUUUAACAAGGCACACCUGUUAAUUGAAAUGCAUUCCAGGUGACUACCUCAUGAAGCUGGUUGAGAGAAUGCCAAGCGUGUGCAAAGCUGUCAUCAAGGCAAAGGGUGGCUACUUUGAAGAAUUUCAAAUAUAAAAUAUACUUUGAUUUUUUUAACACUUUUUUGGUUACUACAUAUUCCAUAUGUGUUAUUUCAAAGUUUUGAUAUAUUCACUAUUAUUCUACAAUGUAAAAAAUAGUAAAAAUAAAGAAAAACCCCUAUGAGUAGGUGUGUCCAAACUUUUGACUGGUACUGUAUGUAAAUGUGAUUUCCGUUUUUAAUUUUUAAUACAUUUGCAAAAAUGUUUUUACUAAAUACCUGUUUUUGCUUCGUCAUUAUGGGGUAUCGUGUGUAGAUUGAGGGGAAAAAACUAUUAAAUCAAUUUUAGAAUAAGGCUGUUACGUAACAAAAUGUUGAAAACGUCACGGGAUCUGAAUACUUUCCGAAUGCACUGUAUAUGGAGACUGUUUAAGUGCCAAAAAUAACAAAUGUUUCCUGAUCUCUCUUAUAUCUCUCAGAUAUAGGACAGACACUUCAGAACAAACUUCCUUUUGAGUUGUUUUGGGACUAUCUGUUGUUCCAUGUAAUGCAGAAGAAAAUAAGGAAGGGAAGUGCUGCUAAGGGACAUAAUAGUAGAUUUUGGUAGACAGAAGGUGCUCUUUGGUAAAAGUGGUCCAAUGAAUUCUAUAACCACUCCUUCUUCAAAUCAGGGUUGAUUGGAAAAAGCUGUUCAAAAGAGGACAUUGUAUUAUCAUAUCUUUGUACUCCCUGACGAAGGCCAUGCAGCCAAAACGCGUCUGUUUUUAAACUUUGUUUCCAUUGAACAUGCCAUACAAAUAAAGGCAUUUUAAUUAAUUAUAUGAAGAGUGUCUUGGUCCUCCUUUCUGUUAUUCAGUGUGUUUGUAUGGGUUAAUAGCAGUAAGGCCAAAUAAAAAUGUAUCUAUUUUUGAGGAGGGUCUCAAAAUUCCAAAUCAAAUAGCAAAAUUAUCCUUGGUAUGACCUUCUUAAACGGGUUUAAACACUAUUAUUGCACACAGAGGGAAUACAUGCAACUUAUUAUGUAACUUGUUGAGCUCAUUUCUACUCCUGAACUUAUUUAGGCUUGCCAUAACAAAGGGGUUGAAUACUUAUUGACUUGGCAUUUCAGCUUUUCAGUUUUAUAUAUAUAUUUCUUUUUCUAAAAACAUAAUUCCAUUUAAAUCUAAAUUUAAUCCAUUUAAAAUUCAGGCGGUAACACAUGAACAUGUGGAAAAAGUCAAGGGGUGUGAAUACUUUCUGAAGGCACUGUAUCUGUAUCAGUCUAUUAAGGAGAAUAAGCUGUAUUGUUCAUCUUCUUCUCCACCCAACAGUCUCAAUAGCAAAUUGCUAAAUGAAGAAGAUUUAUUUAAGGGAUUUUCAUGAAGAUGUUACCUUUCACCAUGCAUUUGGUCUCGUUAGUUUUUAAUAAUAUAGUUAUUGUGUAAAAAUUAAUUUUAGGAAUACUAGCUAUCAGGGAGGUGUGACAAAUUAACCCAUAGCCAAAUAUUCUACGUAGAACUGAACAUAAAUAAAUGACCAUUGGUGCUCUCCGUUGCCCCUCGUAGGUUCAUCCGUAAGUAUCCUGGCAAGGUCUUCAAAGCAUCAGUUGUUAUGAAUGAAAGUUGUUAUGAAUGUAGUUAUGAAUGACAUUGCAACAUCCAUGUCAUGAAUGGUGUUAUGAAUUACUUAUGUAUAUUCCCUUGAAGUAAAGGGUUACUAGCGGUAUGUAGCCCAGUGGUUAAGGAGUUGGACCUGUAGCUGAAAGGUGGCUGGUUUGAAUCCCGGCCGGGGGGCUGGAAUAAAGGGAGGAAUUGAUCUGGCAACUGGAGGGCUGCUGGGUUCACAUCCUAAAGACAUUCCCCUACCGUUGGGCCCUUGAGCAAGGCCUUUAACCCCACAAUAUGCUCUCCAUACAGGGGCACUACAGUUUGACCCUGCGCUCGUCUCAACGGAGCAGAAGACACAUUUCCGUUGUUCGCUGUAACAUGGACAAUAAAGUUGUAUUGUAAUGGUUGUUUUGUGUGCGCACUACAACAAAACAUUUUCAACCAAAGCAUUGCGUGUGUAUUGCUACUUACAACUUUGAACGUUAAGGCCACACAAAAAAAUAACCCUAAAACACUAAUUGCAAUCAGACACUUAUGAAAUAUCUUCAUGUUAUAAUUUAGCUCCCUCUCUUCUAUGUCCUAUGACUAGAAAACACUAUCUCGCACUGAUACUGUAACUAUAUCGUUUAAGUUCAAAUUCUUAAUCAGCUCAUUUUGUGGAGCCACAGAUGCUGUAUGUAUGUAUAUGCUGUGUAGAGUCAGCUGUCAAUCAAAAUGCUGCCAUGCUGUUCCAUCUGGAAUUUAAAUCCAUUAUGAUGUAUUCACUGUAAGCAACCAAUGGUGCAUCAGGGCUUAAGUGCCACCUACCCCACAACUCUUCUCUCCUGGGGCUUACUGGGCUUGUUAUUUACAACCCCCCUCAACAUACACACAUACCAACAUGCGCGCACACACACACUCACACACACAUGCAUACACAGGCACGGAUGCGCACACACAAACACACACAAACACACAAUAUGAUUUUCAACAUAACUGAUGCACUUGAUUGGAGCACGAAGGCAUUGGCCACAUUUUAUAAAUGUUUUGAAUUGCACAAACAUUUUGAGUGUAUGAUGCAAUGGCUGUUGUAGUGCUAAAAUGAUGGAGAGUUCGAGUUAAUUUCUCUUGUAUAUAAAUGAUGUGUGGGCGGAAGGUAGCCUAGCGUUAGGCCAGUAACUGAAAGGUCGUUGGUUCAAAUCCCUGAGCCGACUAGGUGAAAAAUCUGUAUGUGCCCUUGAGCAAGGCACUUAACCCUAAUUGCUCCUGUAAGUCGCUCUCGAUAAGAGUGUCUGCUAAAUGACUGUAAUGUGUCUUUCUACAAUGGAGGAAGACCCCUUGAAAUGAUGUAGUAUGGAAAGGGAAACAUUUGUGAGUGUGUUUGUAUGUCUGUGUAGACCUCUUCUUCUUUGAUUUCCAGGCGUACAAGAGGAGAACCGAGGCGGCCAAGAAAGAGUACCUGAAAGCCCUCGCCACGUACAGAGCCAGUCUGGUUUCCAAGGUAACGCUUAUGACACACCAGGCUUGCUUAGAGUGAUGAUGGAUUGGAUGGAAAAUCCCGGCUAAUGGCGGGGGAGGGGCUAAAGAAGAGUGGAGGUGGGGUGUUGCAACAAUACUGUAUACCAUAGGGACAAUACCUUAUUUCCAUCGGUUGGGGGUUGGGACAGUUGUUCUGAUAGAGGAAGGUCAUACUAUUAUCACCCUUCAAAAGCUAUGAAGCUAUAAAGCUUUGUUAGCAAGGGUGUCCUUUUGAUUUUAGUGCUUGCAAAGCAUACUGUAUGUAUGCACUGUGUAUACAGUAUGUAUGUAUGCCCUGUGUAUACUGUAUGUAUGUAUGCCCUGUGUAUACAGUAUGUAUGUAUGUAUGUAUGUAUGUAUGUAUGUAUGUAUGUAUGUAUGCCCUGUGUAUACAGUAUGUAUGUAUGCCCUAUAUGUACACAGUAUUUCAUUGAGCCAAUGUCUUUGUUUGUCUUUACAUGAAAUGUUAAUUCUAUUUGGUCUUUCCAGACAUAGUCAUAUGUUUCUCCACAGCUGGGUUAUGCCUGUUCAUACAAGACACAUGAAUGGAACUAAUGGUUUAUUCUUGUUAUUGAUGCAUCCAUCAUGUCUUCUGUUUCACUGCUUAUACGAGAGUGUGCAUCCAAUUCAAUGCUACACAUAAUUGGGUUUUUGUUGCAUUUUCUCCGCGUGACACCUCACUGCUAAUUUAGAUUUAUGGCUUUCUCCUUUUUGCCUAUGAGUAAUGGCGCCCUAUCUCCUAUGCAGCAACAUGGAUAGGAAGGAAGGAAGAAAGGAAUGGUGGAAUUGCAUUGUUUAGUGCCAGGUCGCGUUAACAGGCCACAAUGUACCGUCUGGGAGAUUCCUUUUGUCAUUCCAUUUGUUCUCCUGGCAAACAGUCUCAUUUCCCUCUGUGUGUGUGUGUGUGUGUGUGUGUGUACGCCCUCUCCUCUCCAUUCCCAUCCAUCUGUCAAGGUGUCCACUGAUCAUUAUACGGCGGCACAAUUCAUACAAAUGGGCUCCAUUACCCCUGUAAUCAACACUGAUAGGUGCAGAUGAGCAAUCUGACAGCUCAUCAUAGGGCCUGGGUUGGGUGUGGGUUGGGGGGCAAGGCGAGGGCUGCACCUGCUCUGAAUGAUUCACCCAUGAUAUACAUAAGUCGCAUGAUACAUGACCUGGCACUUCUGGGUUGCAUUCAUUAGGGACGACAUAGAAGCAAACAGACCAAAAUAGGGGAGGUAGUAUCUGAACUUGUCCAAUAAGAAACAUUUGUUUACAUUUUCCAUCACGCAACAUUUAAAAAUGUUUUACUAUGUUGUGCCCUAAUGAAUACAAUUCUGAAUAGCACUGACUGGGCCUAGGGCCUGUAAACUCAUCUCUUUCUGCUGUGGCCAUUGUAGUCAAAUAUCAUGGGAAGAGUUGAAUGAAUGAAUGGAUGAAUGAGUAUGACAAAUGUAUUCCAUAGAUGAGAGAUGAGUUUUAUGGGGAGAGUCCACACUCCAACAGUAUAUGAAAUCAUUACAUUUUUACACACUGACUUCUUUUGGAAGCAUACAAAAUAUCCUGACCCUUUGUGCUUUCUCUAACUCUUCCUACUUCCUCUUUGUUUUUUUUCUCCCCUCCAGACCUACAACGACCCUGUCGAACCAAAAAGUGCCCAAAGCAGCCAGCCCUCCCACAUGCUGCCCCCCAAGCAGCCCAUGUACAGCAUGCCUCCGCAGCCCUCCUCCCCCUACGGUCUGGGCCCUGGCUCCUUCCCCCUGUCGGACCUGCAGAGCUUCGCCGGGCCGUCCCGCCAUGCCCUGACCCGGACCCUCAGCCAAUCCCAGAUGCUGCCACCCAGCAUGAGUGCCUCUCCCCCCUCCCCCUUCCAGAUCAGCCCGCCCCUCCAUCCCUCCCAGCUUGCCCUCCACCAGAGCUCUCUGCGCAUGCAGCAGGUCCAGUCGCACUCAAUGGGGCUCCAGGGGUCUCUGCACUCACCUCCUCUCAGCCAACAGGUUAGUCCUAUCUCUGUUCUUUAGUGUUCAGCCCUGCAGUGUUGUGGGGAAACAUUUGAAAUAGGUGUUAGAGCUCUGAUAUGUUUGUUUUAAGGAUCUCAUGACACUGGGUGAUUGGACUAUUAUUCAUCAAAGGUUGAAACAGCUUUUUUUUACUAAGGAAAAACCUUAAAGACCAUGAAAUCCAUUCUGAUCCUAGAUCUGCAUCAGGGUUAGGGGUCAAUUUGAAAUGAAGCCAGUGUCCACUUACUCCCCAACUUAAAGUAAAUUGAGCAUUACCCAAUUGCCUGCAGUGGACGUGAACCUCUUGCUAUUGGACACUCCUACCACAUUGGAACAUUUGAAAUGGUAGUGGUUUUUAAGAGAGCACUCUUCUGUUUCCUCUUCUGCUCCAGGGGUUCGCUCACAUUCAGGACUACCAGAACAGUGUGGGUGGGUCCCAGUCCCCGGGGGCGCCCAACCCAGGGCAUGGACAGAACCCCGACUGGGAUGGCGAGUACUGCAACCGGGACUGUGGGCCCAACCACUGCAGGUGAGCAUGUCGUGAUAACCUAGUCUACUUGGACGAGUAACAGUUUUAUCAACAGUGCUUUGCCAGAUGAGUGAGGCUUGAGGCUGAGUCGUACUGUUUAUUUAAAGCGGGAGUAGUGACAUAACACUUUUCCCUACACUGUGAGAAAGUGUGACAUCCAAUUAAGUUUCCCUUUGUUUGACUUAGUACACGUUGUUAUAUGGAAUAUAGGCAUUUGAGUAUGCAUGCAUUCUUCCAGCACAAGAUCAUGCAACAUCACUGUUCAUUCACUUCCACUGCUAUGCUAGUGACAUACAACUACUUUUCCACCAAAUAAAUAAUACUGAAUAGAAUAAAAAAAUUGUUUUGAGAGUGUCAGUUUUAAAGUUUUAAGACUGUAUCAUUCAAUGCAUUGGUUUGUGGACCAACAUUUGCCUGUAUUGACAGCAUCUUCUCAUUGUUCUCUUCAUCAGCAGUGGCAUGGGAGUUCGGGACAAGCCUCUCUACCUCACUUGAAGCUGGUGGACCUCCGAAAGUCAAGACUCCAGGGAGUUUUCCAACAGUCAUCAACAACAACAACGUCAAUGUAUCUUUUUCCUCCAUCUAGUUUUUUUCUGAAGGAUUUUUAAAAUCCCCAAGACUGCUACUACUUCACCUAUUUGCCAAGCACUUAGACUGGACAGGAACCUUGCUUAUUUUUUCCAUGAACGUUCCAUUUUGUGGGGGGUGAGCUUCAAGUUCACGUCAACAUACUAUACACGAACCCCCCAAAAAAUUUCUGUCUUUAUUUUGACAAAGGGGUCGUUGUAGGUCUGGAGGGAAGAAACACAAGUGUCCCAUUUUUCUUUUCUCAGAGUGAUUGUAAAUAUCUACCAAGAUGGAACCUGGCCCCCUAUGCCCAGAUGUGUGUAUCUAACCGCAGUCCCCUUGCUUUUUACAUUAUUUUAUUUGGUUAUGUGAUUUUUGUGCGGGCUGGAUUCAGUGAGGGAAUACAAACACUAAAUCUGAUCCCAGAUCUGUUUGUGCUGUCUUUGCAACU